Messenger RNA from Siniperca chuatsi (mandarin fish), 1156 nucleotides. It is a transcript of the gene smim7, whose product is annotated as small integral membrane protein 7. The coding region runs from base 123 to 350 and encodes 75 amino acids. Lineage: Eukaryota; Metazoa; Chordata; Actinopteri; Centrarchiformes; Sinipercidae. The transcript is spliced from 5 exons. The record is from RefSeq and is a predicted model, not a curated record.
GGGUAUAAAACCUCCGAGCACAGCUUCUCAGGGCACUCACACGGUAUUGGUCACAUUGCUGAUUGCGUGGCCGAACACGGAAGUGAAGCGUGAAGUGUACUCUGUGAUGUAAUGUGAACAAAAUGAUUGGAGAUCUGUUGAUAUUCGGGACCUUACUGGUGAAUGCAGGGGCUGUGCUGAAUUUCAAGCUCAAAAGGAAGGAGUCCCAAGGAUUUGGAGAUGAGUCCAGAGCACCGACAACAGGUGACAACAUCAGAGAGUUUCUGCUCAGCCUGCGAUACUUUCGGGUCUUCAUCGCUCUAUGGAACAUCUUCAUCAUGUUCUGCAUGAUUGUAUUGUUUGGAUCAUGAUCAACAUUUGGGGCGACUGGACUUCCACCAGGAUGCUGAUUUCCCAAGAUGGACGCUAUAAACUUCUCCUUAAUAGGACUUUGCUGUUCUUUUGGCCCUUUAUAACUGUAAUUAUGCUCCAUUUUCUUUAUGCCUCCAAAUCCUAAAUCUACAUCUGGCUGUACAGGAAUUUAUGAAUCGCUGUAUUUAUUUUGUCUUAUAGAAGUUGUUACAUUUUCACCCUUUUUGUUUAGGCUGUAACUGCACCAGCACCCCUGCCUUUGCUGUUUAUGUGUUGUCUUGUGCCCUUGUGCUUCAUUAUAGAACAUGAGCUGUUUCUCCAGCAUGUCAGUUUGCUUAUUAAAGAAACACCAGGGUUGAAAAUGAGAGACAGUCCCCACAGGAUACAGGAUACACAAUGUUUUUCUGUGGCUUGUUACCUGUGUGCCAUCAUUUAAGGUUCCUGCUCUGCCCUAAAACCUCACAUACAGCUACAGUAAUUAAAGCUGGUGGUGAACCUUGCUUAAAUGUCAUUUUAUCCCUUUUACUUGCACAGCUGUUUGAGUUCAGCUGGAUUCAGCAAACAAGUCACUUAAUGAACUCCACAUCUCCUCUGAUAGUGAUAAACGGCACAAAAAUCUCUAUAUUUACUCAUCAGCUGUUAUGCUCUUGUGUGUAUCAAGACAUAAUAUUUUAAUGCAGCCUCUCAGAUUUAAAAAGAAAAAAGGCAUUUUCUUUAUUCUGGAGCACAUGUGCUGUAAAUAAAUGUAUAUGCACUAUAAUGUAAAGGUGUCCUUAUUCUUAACAAUAAAAAUACAGUUUUCUUA